Molecule: messenger RNA, 213 nt
Organism: Rodentolepis nana
Lineage: Eukaryota; Metazoa; Platyhelminthes; Cestoda; Cyclophyllidea; Hymenolepididae
Source: the annotation of a GenBank genome assembly
CAUAUUCUUUUUGCACUCCGAUUUGGUCUUUCGCACCUUGUCCCACCGAUUCCACUUGCUCUGGAACGUUCCAUCGCAAUUCUGGAGCACAAGCGUCGAGAAGCCCUUCGGACCCUUCAACGAGAGGAGCGUAAGGAAGCACGACGGAUAAGUGAUGAAUACGAAGAACCUGCUUGUCCAUGUGACAUGAACUCAGAUAUCGACAGUAAUUGA